This is a messenger RNA of Rana temporaria (common frog), 1218 nucleotides long. It is a transcript of the gene TMEM222, whose product is annotated as transmembrane protein 222. Lineage: Eukaryota; Metazoa; Chordata; Amphibia; Anura; Ranidae. The record is from RefSeq and is a predicted model, not a curated record. Bases 257 to 778 code for a protein of 173 amino acids. The transcript has 7 exons.
AGUUGUGAGGUGCUGCCAUGUUUUCAUCUGCUGGUGUCAUGUAGGAUUCUGUGUUGCUGUUUGUUCUGUUCUAGAAGGCGCACUCUUCCUCCUUCCGGGAAUCACAAUGGAGGCCAUCUGAGCUGCUUCCUUAUUUCAGUUGCAAGUUAAAUGACUGAAAAUACUUAUAACCAUAAGUAUAAAAGACUACUGGCAAGUGAAUCUGUGACGGGUGUUUGAGAGUGUUGGCAGAAGUAGCUGUGUUGUUGCCCGUUUUAUGGCGGAAGUGGUGGAGGAGAAAAUGAAGCCGGACCUGGAGCGAAGCCGUUUCCCUCACUGUGUUGUCUGGACACCUAUCCCAGUCUUAACAUGGUUAUUUCCCUUCAUUGGUCACAUGGGAAUCUGUACAUCAUCUGGUGUAAUCCGAGACUUUGCCGGACCUUAUUUUGUGUCUGAAGAUUGUAUGGCAUUUGGGAAACCAGUCAAAUACUGGCAAUUAGAUCCUAAUCUUGUCUAUGCCAAUGGUCCCAAUCCAUGGGAUACAGCUGUCCACGAAGCUUCUGAAGAGUAUAAACAUCGCAUGCACAAUUUAUGCUGUGACAACUGUCAUUCCCAUGUGGCUAUGGCUUUGAACCUUAUGAAGUACAAUAACACAAACUGGAAUAUGGUGAAACUCUGUAUGCUGAGCUUGGUUUACAGUAAAUAUGUUAGUGUCGGAGGCUUCCUGAAGACCUGGGUCCCCUUCUUCUUGUUGAUAGGGGCAGUUAUCACAAUUGUGCUUACUUUACAUCUGCGGUGAAAUUUGUUACGGACUCCUAUUAUUAUCAAUCGGCUUGGUUCUAUCCACUAAUUGGAUUCAAGGAGAAAUUGAGCCAAGGACAGUAUCUUCACAUUGCAGGAUUCUUUACUAAUACUAACUUUCAUAAAGGCUUGCAUGUUCCCCUGUGCCAUGUUUUUUUUCCUUUUUAAAAACAAUUGGCUUUACAGGAAACGUUAUAGUAAACCUUUUGUUCUUUCUUUCAUAUCAGAAAGUACCACAUCUAAUCUCUUAUGGGAUCGAGGCCCUCGUAUCGUAUAGCCAAACAAAAAUGGUGUCGAGAAUGCAUUCAUAAGCACAGUACAACUGUAAAUACAAUAUGGAAUUUAAUUCCAUGCCAUAGUUUUUUUACUGGUAUAGUCAAUUGAUUAUGUAACUGUUGGUGUUUGCAUAUAUUAAUAAAGUGAAAUAUUAUGGUUCUA